Molecule: messenger RNA, 2371 nt
Organism: Pongo pygmaeus (Bornean orangutan)
Lineage: Eukaryota; Metazoa; Chordata; Mammalia; Primates; Hominidae
Gene: C4H5orf52
Product: chromosome 4 C5orf52 homolog
Exons: 4
Coding region: 73-552 (159 amino acids)
Source: RefSeq, a predicted model, not a curated record
UAGGAUAGAACAUGGGCUUAGGACACCUAUAAGCCUGCUGUUCAAGAUGGCCCAGCAAACUGGGAAGCCGCAAUGACACAGCCGACUAGGCCCUUGGUCACCUGUGACCUGGGAUCCUCCAAGAUCUACGGGACCGCCGCCCAGGCGACCACCAGUUCCGGCGCCACCUCGGAUUCGAAAGACCGGCGCGAUAGAUUCGGCCACCGCCCAGAAAUCGGCGUAGGGGGUCAGCCGCAGAUCUGCUUUCCGCGGCCGACGUCCGCGCAGCAGCCGGUGCUGUUCAGCUUAAUGAAUUCCAGUGAAGCAGCGAUGAAAAAAUCUUUACCCAAGAGCCAUUUAUCUCGGGUGAUUAUUCAUGAUAACCGCAUCGCACAACGAAUCUAUGAGAUGGAGGUGAGCGCUUUAGAGAAGACCAAGAAAAAGAUCAGCCACUACUAUGAACACCUGAAAAAAAAGUUCAUGACAGAGCAGCUCAGAAAGCUGGGGCGAUGGAGAGAGGAAUCCGUGAACAUCGACCGGUACUUAACCUUCGGUAUACCACGACCAGUUUAAACUCCAAUCUCCCAAGAAAGGCCAACCACCCUAGUUCUGGCAAAGGGAUCUGCCCCAGGGUCACGAUGACACCAGUGUGACCCAAGGAGAACCAGUAACUACAACCUACACAACUGUAGAACAAUAAACAGAAACCAGCAGACAGCGGAGCACAACAAAUCCUCAGCAAUCCUCAUAUUCCUUGCCCAUGCAUCCCCUCUAUUCUGGUGAAGGAGGUCUGGUAGUCUCGUAGACGCUCAACUCAAAAAGGUAGGAUCAAGCUAGCUUCCAUGCUUAAGGCGAAGAUUGACCUCUCGGUGCCCACAUGUCUGAGGUGACAUGCCAGACCAAGUGUGCUGGGACAGUGGUACCUUAGAUGGAAGGCCUCAGUAAUGCCACUGCCUGGCAUUCCAGUGGUAAGGAGGUCAGGGGGAGGCAUCAGAAGGACCUGGCUUAAGUGCUAUUUCUACCACCAGUCAGCCUUGUGACCUUGUCACCUCCUUGGACCUCCAUUUCCUUAUUUGAAAGAAUGUGGUAAUAGUAAGGGAACCUACCUCCAAGGUCUAGCAUGAGGAUGUAAAGUGCUGAGCCCAGGGCUCAUCAUUUCCAGUGGUUCUCACCAUGAUGGCUCCAGUAGCCUUCCAGUAGUCCCCACUCUGUACUCUCCACACCACACCCGGAUAGUCCCCACACUGUAGCUUUAUUUGCGAAGAUCCUUCAUCUGGAACGCCCCUUUAGCUCUCUCUUCAUCCUUCAAGGCUUAUCUGUAUGUCACUUCCUACAUGGCAUUUUUUUCUUUUCUUUCUUUUUUUUUUUUGAGAUGGAGUCUCACUCUGUCGCCUAGGCUGGAGUGCAGUGGCGCAAUCUCGGCUCACUGCAACCUCCGCCUUCCAGGUUCGAGUGAUUUUUGUGCCUCAGCUUCCUGAGUAGCUAGGAUUAAAGGCAUGCACCUCCACACCUGGCUAACUUAUGUAUUUUUAGUAGAGAAGGGUUUUCGCCAUGUUGGCCAGGCUGGUCUCGAACUCCUGACCUCAGGUGAUCCUCCCUUCUUGACCUUCCAAAGUGCUGGUAUUACAGGCAUGAGCCACCAUGCAUGGCCACCAAAGUCAUUUAAUUCCUGGAGACCCCUAGCAGGAACACUUUCCAGCCCAGCCCUUUGUUAAGUCAGAAGUGUUACUCUGCCUAUUAGAAUUCUGGGCCUGGUCCAGCUGCUGACUUUGAAAGUCUGCAGACCUAUAAGGGCCAAGGGGACAGAGCCAGGGGCAGGCCUUGGACUUGGACCUCCUGCCUCCCUCAGUAAUCUCUCUCUGGGUUUCAGCUCUCCCACUUGCUCUUCAGGAAUGGUGGGGCUGGUGGGUGGUUUCUGCACUUCCUUCCAUUUCUCAGAUCCUGAGAUGUGGCACAGAGCUUUGCACACAUAAUGCUUCAUGAAUGUCUGCUGAGUGGAAGGAAACAAAUCCUGCUCUAAGCAAAGCAAGAAAGUCCAGGCUUAUCCAAAAUGAUCACUCAGGGAGAGUUUAACUUGACUAAUCACUUUACAAAGUGAUUCCCAGUGGUAUUCCUUACCCAGUCUGCUCAUCCAGGAGCAUUUUCAAAGCUUCUGUCACCAAGCCACUGUCAUUCAAGUUGGGUCUCCCAGCUAAUGGAAGUACCCCUCCCUAUACAGGAGCUUUGUGUGAUAGUGUAAGUUUGGCCAGGCGCAGUGGUUCAUGCCUGUAAUCCAAGCACUUUGGGAGGUCUAGGUGGGAGGAUUACUUGAGGCCAGGAGUUUGGGACCAACCUGGGCAACAUAGUGAGACCCUGUCUCUACAAAAAAUAAAAAAUAAAAUGAAAAAUCAGC